AUGAAAAGAAAGGCAAAGAGGCAAGGCGUGGCACCACUGGCUGUAGGGAACAAUAAGCCUUCUGUGAUGUGGCAGCUUAUUAUGAUGCAACUGAUUGGUGGUGGUUGGUGGAGUGCUGCUCAAAGUGCAGUUUGCAUUGCCAUUGCAGUGGAGGAAAGCAAGAAACUUGCAAGGAUUUGA
Ilex paraguariensis (yerba mate) is the source of this 180-nucleotide messenger RNA. Lineage: Eukaryota; Viridiplantae; Streptophyta; Magnoliopsida; Aquifoliales; Aquifoliaceae. The record is from the annotation of a GenBank genome assembly.